Messenger RNA from Akanthomyces muscarius, 273 nucleotides. RefSeq lists its product as uncharacterized. The transcript is spliced from 2 exons. The record is from RefSeq and is a predicted model, not a curated record. Lineage: Eukaryota; Fungi; Ascomycota; Sordariomycetes; Hypocreales; Cordycipitaceae. Bases 1 to 273 code for a protein of 90 amino acids.
AUGAAUGUUGCGGAUACUUGCAUUCACGUAUUCCCAGGCCCUAGAUCGGGCUCAGAAAUCAGGGAGCCUCAGUUCUUGACGCUUCAAAUCCUCGUUCUGCCGCUCCGUGAUCAUCGCCAGAGCAUCAUGACGGAGGUCUUGAGGCUGCAAUAUCUCCAGGCUGCACAGGCAGCUCUGGAGGCCAAUGUAGAAUGGCAGAGCUACAUAAAAUCGAUCACGGAUAACCUGGAAACCACCGAGAGCGGCCGCUGGGGUACCGUGCGGAACCUGUAG